AUUGUGACGUUCUUGCCGUUUACUUGUUAGUAUGACAGCAAUAACGUUGCUAAUACGUGAACUUUACGAUCUGUCGGAUGCAUUUUGGCACAACCAAUUUCAUUUCGAACGAAGUUUACGUUACUAUCAUACAAAGCGACGGCUACAACUGUUUCAUUCCCACUGUCGAGAACACUGGAUGCGUGAGUAUAGGAAAAACAGAUUGGGAUACGAAUAUAACCAAACAGACAGCAUGCAACAUGCUGGGGACACAAGCAUCGAUUUUGCAGCCAUUGAGGCGAGUACGUGUUAUCAGGCUAUUGGAAAUUUUGACCGUCAGCAACUAAAUGACUUGAAUGACAUCGAAAUCGUUGAUGGCAAGGAAUUCAAUGCGUCUUUUUAUGAAUAUUCUGAUGCACAGCCCAAGUUUCAGACAGAUCAAAUCGGUGAACUUGUCGAAGGCGUUAGUUUCACGUUCACAGGAAAAAUUCCCAUUAACUGCGAGAGGUUUUCCAUUAACUUUGUGUAUAAUAAUGAGGCAAGGGAUAUCGCUCUUCACAUAAAUCCUCGCCUACCGCAAAAUUACAUUGUACGCAAUACCAAAGUAUACGACGUAUGGGGUCGUGAGGAAGUUUCUUCGGCAUUACCUUUUUUGCUUCGUCGUGGUGACAAAUUCGCUAUUCAAGUGCUAAUUACAAGCGCUUGCUAUAUGAUAUCGGUAAAUGGGCACCAUUUUGCUGAAUAUGCUCAUCGUCUUCCCUAUGGCAAUGUUAAAAUUCUUGAGGUAAAAGGCGACGUGGAGGAAAUAGGGAUGGAACGUACCAUAGUUCAAAGCUAUCCAAGACGCUUGGCCGAAUCUGCAGCCCGCUCGAUCGAUGCGCAUCUCGAUUCAGAAGAGGAUGAAGUUGAUUGCAAUGUGAAUAAGAAUAUAACAAAUACAAUACCGCAUGAAUGGUGCCUAAUCAACUCUAAACUGUCGGAUAAUUCACCAAAGAACAAUUGCAAUACCUCUGAUCUAGGACUAACUCUUCCAUACUAUGGUACUUUGUUGCCGAAAUCUUUAAAAGAAGGCAGAUGCCUAAAGAUUGAGGGCCGUGUUCGUUUGUUGCCACAUUCGUUUUACAUCAAUUUACAACAAGGUCAAAACAUUUGGCCACAUCCUAUUAUUGCAUUCCAUUUAAAUCCACGGUUCUCGCAAACAAGCAACGGGGCUAUAGGUAAGGCUAUAGUUUGCCGUAACGCUUGGUACAAUGGUGGCUGGGCUCAAGAGGAACGCUCUGAGCUAGAUACCAAUUUAAGACCAGGUCGCACGUUUUGCUUGGCGAUCGUGUGCUCCCACGAUUCUUUUGAGGUCUAUGUCAAUAAUCAGUUUAUUACUGAGUUUAAGUAUCAAAUUAAACCAGAUAUGAUCGAUACGGUUUAUAUACAAGGCGAUGUAAAACUUUGGAAGGUAACUCUCGAGCUCAAUCCCAUAAUCAAAGGCAAAAAUAUACGCAUCUAUCACAAUCCUUUGUACACAGAAGAGAGUUAGCUUAUAAUAUAAGUGACUUACUUAUGUAUGUUAAUCAAUAUUUUAUUCUUAUUAUUAUUGUAUUCAAAACAGUUGCCUUCCGUGACAAUAAGAUAUUUAGAGGAAUACAUGUACAAUAUAUUUUCUAAUAAUAAAUGUAUAAAAAUAUGUUGAAUGUAUCAAAGUA
Drosophila albomicans is the source of this 1676-nucleotide messenger RNA. RefSeq names its product galectin-9. Gene Ontology annotation, molecular function: galactoside binding; carbohydrate binding. The record is from RefSeq and is a predicted model, not a curated record. The transcript has 3 exons. NCBI's taxonomy places the organism in Eukaryota, Metazoa, Arthropoda, Insecta, Diptera, Drosophilidae. The coding region runs from base 32 to 1510 and encodes 492 amino acids.